UGCCUCAGACACUGAAACAGCAACACAAAGGAGACGCUUCCACUCAUUCAUCAGUGAGGUCGAACUCUGAGCAGUGAAGAUGGAUUUGUUGUUUGUCUGCAGGAGCUUUAUUCAGCUAAUCUCAGCUGUGUUGCUGAUGUCAUCAUGGUGUGUUCAGGGUCUGCAUGUGGACAUAUCUCCCAGAAGGCCUCUUUUCAAGGUGGGCACACGUCAGCAGCUGGUUUGUUCAGUUCAGCAUUGUUUAACAGCGCCAAGCACCUCCUGGUCUUUGCCGGGGGACCGACCGCUGACCGCCUCCGUCAGCAGCAGCAGCACUCACUCCGUCGUGACCUUUGACCCUGUGAUGACGGAGCAUGAAGGAUUGUGGCAGUGUAAAGUCAGCUGUGGAGAAGAAAGCAGACACAUCAAAACCUCAGUGAAGGUUUACUCCUUCCCGUCAGCCCCUACAAUCUCAGGUCAGGACCAGCUGAGACUGGGAAAAGAGUCCGUUCUGACCUGCCAGGUAUUUAACAUAUACCCUCCGGAGGACCUAAACCUCACCUGGUUCAGAGGAGACAUCAUCCUGCAGAGUGCCAGGGGAGAUCCUGGAUCCAGCUCAGUCCAGUCUGACUACAGGUUCACACCUCUGAAACAAGACUCAGGAGGGAACAUCAGCUGCAGGGCCAUCCUGGAGCUGCUGGACCUACCAGCAGAGAACAGGUCCAGAGAGACUACCAUCCCCCUAAACCCCCUCUAUGCGCCUGUUGUCAUGGCAAUAACAGACUCUGUGGUGAUAAAGGACGGUUCUCCGGUCACUCUGACUUGUUUGGCGGAGGGAAACCCUGAGCCAAAUGUCACCUGGAGCUUCAGGACAGUGGAUGGCCAGUCUCUGUGGCAGGGCCAAGGCGGUCAGCUUGUCUUCAGGGCAGUGAGACUGUCUGAAGCCGGACAGUAUGAGUGUCAGGCCCACAACACAGAAGGAAAUGACACCACCACUGUGAACAUCACGGUACAUGCUCCACCCACUAACACCUCCCUGUCCCUGAGUCCAGAUGAGGAGGUGGUAGAGGGUCAACAGGUGACGUUUACCUGUCGCUCAGAUGGAGCUCCUCGACCCAUGUUGGUGCUAAGGAGGAAUGGGGCAGAGCUUCAGAGAUCUGACCCAGCCUCCUCAUCCUCACUGACCUUCAGCCUCUCUUCCGCCCUGCUGGAAGACUCCGCUGUCUACCAUUGUGAAGCCUCCAACCAGUACGGAUCCCAGCUGGUAUCCAGCUCCAUCACUGUUAGAGCUCACCCCCUAGAGGUGGAAGCAAGUCCUCAGGUGUCAGCAGAGCGAGGUUCUUCUCUGAUUCUUACAUGUAAGGCCUCCGGAUGUCUUCACCCUCCUGCCCUCACCUGGAGGAAGACAGACCAGGACCAGAGUGUCCUCAAGAAGACGCAACAACAGGACGGACUGUCUCUACUCCACCUGCAGGACCUGGACCUCCAGGAUCAGGGAGAAUACAGCUGUGAGGCCAAGUGUGACUCCGUCAUGAGAACCAGAAACAUCCAGGUCCACAUUUACUCAUUUCCGUCUGAACCAGUUCUGGAGGAUCCUGGUCCUGUGCUGCUGGGCCAGGAGGCAGACUUUCACUGUGAUGUCCUCAGUGUCUUCUCACCCAAUCAGCUGAGGAUCCAGUGGUUGUCGGGGAACACGACGCUGAUGUCGGAAUCAUUUACAUUCUCUGGUUCCUUACAGAACAUCUCAUCCAUUCUGCACCACCAGAUUGAGGUGGAUCAGCAGGUCCUGACCUGCAGAAUAGAGCUGCUGACGGAAGAUGGAGACAUGUGGAGGUCCAGGAGGACAAGUAUCCCUCUGCAGGUCCACUAUCCUCCAAAGACAACCCUCCUGUCACUGAGUCCAAGUGAGGAUGUGGUAGAGGGUCAACAGGUGACAUUUACCUGUUGCUCAGAUGGAGCUCCUCCCCCCAUACUGGUGCUAAGAAGGAAUGGGGCGGAGCUUCAGAGAUCUGACCCAGCCUCCUCAUCCUUACUGACCUUCAGCCUCUCUUCCGCCCUGCUGGAAGACUCUGCAGUCUACCAGUGUGAAGCCUCCAACCAGUAUGGAUCCCAGCUGAUGUCCAGCUCCAUCACUGUUAGAGCUCCUCCAAGGAACACCACAGUCCUCGUCCUGCCAUCUACGGUAGUACAGGAGGGACAAAAUGUUACAGUCUGCUGCCAAACCAUCAGCUUCCCGCCGUCAGCUGUAAUUCUAAAGAAGCUGACUAAUGGGACGGAGCUAUAUUCCAGCAAUGGCACUUUCCUGUUGGUCAACGUCACAGCCAGAGACUCUGGGCUGUACCAGGUCAACGUGACCAAUGACCUCGGAUACCAGGUCAAAGUCUUCAGCAUCAGCGUCAGAGAGAGAAGCAUUGCACUUCCUCCCCAUGUCAGCGUCAUUAUCAUCCCAGCCAUCUGCGUCACCACUGGGCUAGCAGCUUCUGCUCUGCUCCUCGACUACCUCAGGAGAUCCAGGAAGAAAGGCUUCUAUCAGUUGCCCCAGUCUGCUCCACCUUCAGCCUGAGGCUGACACUGAGCUAACAGACUCACUGACGUGAAUAACAAAUUCAAUUCAAGUUUUAAACUGUGACUGCUGCGUCUCUGAAGUUUUGGCUGCUCUCUCCCAAAAUUUGGCUACUGAAGUGCAACAUCUUAUUACAACAGGUGUUUGUGCUUCCUAAAAUAUGGCUUUGAUAUGCCAAGGUGUGAAUGUUAUGUCCCAAUAUGUGAGUACUGGCUUCCAUCAUAUGGCUGACCUCUACAUCCUGACCUGUCACACCACCUACCAAUAUAGGGCCACUAUGUCUUAACAGUUGGCUGCUAGGGUACAGCAUGUGGCUACCAUGUCCAAUAACCUGUAGCUUUUAUAUUCCAACUGGUGGCUAUCAGGUCCUAAGACAUAGCUACUGACUUUCAGUACUUGGCUUGUGUUGCAACCUGUCACUACCACCUUUGAAAAUGUGUCUCCCAGCUAUCAAGUUCCACUCUUUGAAAACCACAUCUUCACAAUUUGUGCUGCUAUUUCUGAUUAUGUGUCUACUAGGGUUACGCAGGGCCCUAACACAUCCCGUGGUUGCCACCUUGUGACAUAUGGCUAACUUAUCCUAACGUGUGACUUUAAUGUUGUCGUAUGUGGCUGCCACAUAAUAUCUCGUUGCAUAUGACUAACAACUGAGAAGAUGCAACUAUAAUCUUCCAACAUACGGCUGCAGAGCUAGUACUUGUGAAUGUGGGGCUAUUGCCUCUCAACAUGAGACUACCCUCACCAAACAUGCAGCUCCUCUCUCCUAAUAUGUUGCUACCACCUUCAAACAUAUGAAACAGUUCCAAAAUGUGACUUUAGUAUCUAUAUGACUGAUGCCUCGAUAUAUGACUAUUACUUGUCAAGAUUUGGUUACCAUGACUCCAAAAUGUGGUUCUGAUAAUCCAACAUAUGACUAAUACUUUCAACAUGUGGCUACCAUAUCACAAAUUACUAACAACAAUAUGUGGCCACCAUGUCUCUACAUGUGACUACCAAAUAUUAGCACCUGAAUGCAUCAUUCCAGCAAACACUGGUGUCCAAGCACAAUGUUACCACACUAACUUGUUUUCAUAAUAGUCCACCUCCUAAUACGUAGCUACCACAACCAAAAAUGUGCUUUUGAUGUUUAAACCUGUGGCUACAACCUUCCAAGAUGUUGCAGCAUCCUUGCAACAUGUGACUAUCAAACCCUGACAUUCAGUUGGGAUAUUCCAGUAUCUGACUGCCUCUCCUCAACAUGCGAGUUCAACAGUCCCACUGGGAAAAUAAUAGAGGAUAUGACCAAUUGCUCAAAUGAUAUGAGCCUUUGAAUUCAUUUUUUCACCAGAUUCUGUUGAAUCAGUGAGUCUGAGCUUUUUUCCCCAGUGAAAUGUCCCUUUAGCUACUCAGCCUGAUUAUCAAAGCUGAAAGAGAAAUGCUGCUCAGCUUUUUAACACUCAGCCUGUGACUCAUUUACUGCUUGUCCUGCCAUUGAUGGAAAAUAGACUAAUCUUCAGGUGACUGAUUUGGCUGAACUCAUUUAAAAGGUUUUUGUUGUGCUUCACUUUCAGUUUCCCUUAAUCUCUGUUGGUUUGGCACUGCGGCAUCUUCAGUGAUUAUAUAGAAAUAGGUUUUCUUGGGUUUUAUGUAUAUGUGUACAAUUUCUGUUGGCUUUUAUUAAAGAUAUUUAUUUCCUCACA
This is a messenger RNA of Stegastes partitus (bicolor damselfish), 4221 nucleotides long. It is a transcript of the gene vcam1b, whose product is annotated as vascular cell adhesion molecule 1b. The transcript is spliced from 10 exons. Gene Ontology annotation, molecular function: cell adhesion molecule binding. The record is from RefSeq and is a predicted model, not a curated record. NCBI's taxonomy places the organism in Eukaryota, Metazoa, Chordata, Actinopteri, Pomacentridae. Gene Ontology annotation, cellular component: cell-cell junction; plasma membrane. Gene Ontology annotation, biological process: cell-cell adhesion. Bases 80 to 2542 code for a protein of 820 amino acids.